Molecule: messenger RNA, 441 nt
Organism: Leishmania braziliensis MHOM/BR/75/M2904
Lineage: Eukaryota; Euglenozoa; Kinetoplastea; Trypanosomatida; Trypanosomatidae
Exons: 1
Coding region: 1-441 (146 amino acids)
Biological process (GO): protein folding
Cellular component (GO): cytoplasm; prefoldin complex
Molecular function (GO): protein folding chaperone
Source: RefSeq, a predicted model, not a curated record
AUGUCGAACAGCGGCAGCGUUUCUGUGGCAGCUCAGGCGGAGCUGCUGGAGAAGGAGAAAACGGUGGCGGAGCAUCAGCAGCGCCUGGAGUCUCUGCGUGACACGGUCAAGACGAUGGCAACGCGUCAGGUCACUUUGAAGCGCACAGAGCGCCGCUGUCGAAUCACUGUAGGAGAGCUCACAAAACUCAAGCCGGAGCACGUGGUGUACCAGGGCGUUGGCCGCGCCUUCAUGCGCACCCCCGUCAACAAGCUGAUUGACCUGAACAGCGAAGAGGUUGAGCGCUGCGAGGCUGAGGAGAGUCGUCUGUCGCAUGAGAAGCAGCGUACCUCGGAGCUGGUCACCAAGGAGGAAGGUGAACUGCGGCGCGCCGUUGAGGAGUUCCGUGCAGUGCUGAUGGUGGUGCAGGCAACCCAGUCUCGCAGCCAGCAGAGCGCUUGA